Messenger RNA from Exophiala oligosperma, 2185 nucleotides. RefSeq names its product phosphatidylserine decarboxylase. Gene Ontology annotation, biological process: phosphatidylethanolamine biosynthetic process. The transcript has a single exon. Gene Ontology annotation, molecular function: phosphatidylserine decarboxylase activity. The record is from RefSeq and is a predicted model, not a curated record. Lineage: Eukaryota; Fungi; Ascomycota; Eurotiomycetes; Chaetothyriales; Herpotrichiellaceae. Gene Ontology annotation, cellular component: mitochondrion. The coding region runs from base 118 to 1803 and encodes 561 amino acids.
GUUCACCAUCUUUCGUCACUGCAAAGAACGAGUUCUUCGACCACAACAUUCUCCUCACCAUUUUCUCUUAUUCGGACCCCCUUACUCUAUCAAUGGCCUCCUGACCUGUUGAAUACCAUGGCCACUGCUACCGCCAGCAAUGCAGGCAGAGCAUGCCUCUACCGCCGGUCACCCUCCUCCAUCAUAUCCUCGACUCUCGUGCGGCCCCUCUUUGAGCCUCUGCCUUCCUGUCCUCCGCCACGAUGUCAUCUACAAUUCCGCAUUCAACAACGGCGCAGCUUCGCCCACACAUCCCGUCGAUGCAAACAAGACAGACAGAACAGCCAGAAGGAGGAGUCUUUUUCCUCGCGGCUGGGCAAAGCAUGGCGCUCCACCAAGACCGAGUGGAAGCCCAUUCCCAUAGGUCUGGGCAUUGGUUUCCUCGGUCUUUUCCAGUUCAUACGCAUCCGCAAUCGUGAAGGCGGCGCAUCCGAGGGCUCUGGCGAGACGGAUGGCAAGCGUCCCCCCAAACGAGAAAGAAUCUAUCCGACCGGUGGUGGCUGGCAGGUCUCGAUCAUGUCCACACUGCCAUUGAAGGCCAUAUCCCGUGUCUGGGGCCGCUUCAACGAGCUCACAAUCCCUUACUACCUGCGCGUGCCGGGGUUCAAACUCUACGGCUGGAUAUUUGGCGUCAACUUCGACGAGGUGGCCGAGCCAGAUCUGCACGUCUACCCCAACCUGGCCUCCUUUUUCUACCGUGAACUCAAGCCAGGAGUGCGGCCCUUGGACCCAAACCCCAACGCUGUCCUCUCGCCGGCGGACGCAAAGGUACUGCAGUUCGGGACCAUCGAGAACGGCGAGGUGGAACAGGUCAAAGGCAUGACGUACAGUGUCGAUGCGCUGCUCGGCAAGAUCGCACCCACGACCCCCAAUCCUCAGCAUCCCUCGGCCAUCUUUGCGACCCCCAAGGACCAAUCGACCUCUCAAGACGACCCAGCCCUUGAAGCCAAAUCCAUCCACGCGGACGAAGAAUUCGCCAACGUCAAUGGCAUCUCCUACACCCUCCCCUCGCUUCUCUCCGGCGCUCAGGCCUCGCCCGAUGGGCCUCAUACACAAGAUGCAUCUACAAAAUCCCUCCCAUCCUCCGAGGCUGCCGUGUCCGCCGACCUUGCCACGACGUCGCCGUGGUGGUCGCCGUUCUCGUCCCCCUCGACGAACAAGAAGCUGUACUACAUUGUCGUCUACCUUGCGCCCGGCGACUACCACCGCUUCCACAGCCCCGUGUCGUGGGUCUGCUCGGCCCGACGACACUUCGCGGGCGAACUCUACUCGGUCAGCCCCUAUGUCCAGCGCAUGCUUCCCGGGCUCUUCACGCUCAACGAGCGCGUCGUCCUCCUCGGCCGCUGGAAGCACGGCUUCUUCAGCUACACGCCCGUGGGCGCGACCAAUGUGGGCUCCAUCGUCGUCAAUUUCGACAGGGAGCUGCGCACCAAUAGCCUCACCACCGACACCGAGGCCGACAGGCAGGCUGCGGCCGCCGCUGCCCGAGGGGAACCCUACAGCGGCUUCAGCGAGGCCACGUACGACAGGGCGAGCAAGAUCUUGGGUGGUCACGCGCUGCGCCGCGGAGAGGAGAUGGGUGGCUUCAAGCUCGGGUCCAGCAUCGUGCUCGUCUUUGAGGCCCCCGCCCGCGAGCGCAAGUCGAGCCUCGAUCAAGGGGGAACCACGGGAGCCGAGCUCAAGGGCGGCUUCAGAUGGGCCAUCGAGCGAGACCAGAAAGUAAAAGUCGGCCAGGCUCUGGGCUACGUCGUGGAUGGCGAUUAAGAACCUGUGGUCUUCAUACAGUACUUUUCCGCGACUUCGGUGGCACGUAUGCGAAGUAGUGAUGUUGAAAAAGAACCUCUACUUUGGAAUGUAUAUUGUACACUAGUCAUUCCGUCAUUUAUGGUCUAUUCAUCAUGAGCAAAGUGACCCUCGAGCACUUUCUUCUCGAACACAUUGAACAAUCGCCGCAAGCGCCAAUGAAAAAAUAGUUGUCGUAUGCUUUGAAAAAAGAAACGCCAAAUGUCUGCCAAUACCGUCAACCUCUUGAAGUAGCGAUACCCGUAUCAAUCAUGUCAGUGUCCAGACCAAAACACCGACACAUCCAACCAAAACAGAGAAAACGACAAGAAGACCACCCUUCUCGAUAGCUUGGGCUUUUCGG